Vitis vinifera (wine grape) is the source of this 1026-nucleotide messenger RNA. RefSeq lists its product as uncharacterized. The transcript is spliced from 4 exons. The record is from RefSeq and is a predicted model, not a curated record. The coding region runs from base 222 to 944 and encodes 240 amino acids. NCBI's taxonomy places the organism in Eukaryota, Viridiplantae, Streptophyta, Magnoliopsida, Vitales, Vitaceae.
AGGCCAUAUUGUAUUGUGACAUAGCAAAAGCCAACAAACCCCUUGACAAAAGAAUCUCCCUUUUCCCUUUUCUUUGUGGCCUAGAGAGCAACGACUCUUUCCUUCAAAAACUGCCAAUAUGUUAAGCACCCCCACUCUUGAAAUCCUCGCUCUUGACCCCCUUUCUCUCUAAUAUAUUCCUUUCCUUUUUUGUUGAGAGAAAGGGAGAAGGAAGGAGAGAGAUGGAGGAAGAGAAUUACAAGAAGCAGGCUGAAGAGUGGCAAUAUCAAAGCAUGCCGAUGAAGUCUCCAGAAAUAGUGGAGAUUGGAGAGGAUAGCAAGAGUUUUACAAGCAGCAGAGAGGGAGGCUUUAAGGAUGUGUAUGUGGCAGUUGGCAGGGAUGACUUGGAUGUUCUGAAAUGGGCUUUAGAUCACUCUGUUUCUCCCCAAGCUCGGAUUUUCCUUGUUCAUGUCUUCCCUCCCCAAACAUACAUCUCUACACCUGUUGGAAGACUGUCUAGAAGCCAAUUGAGCAAAGAACAGCUGAAAGUUUAUAUCAAUGAGGAGAAUAACAGGAGGCGAAACCUCUUGCAGAAAUACAUUCGAUUGUGUACUGAUGCCAAGGUGACUGUGGACACAAUGCUUCUAGAGAGCAACACGACAACCAAAGCAAUUCUUGAUCUUAUUCCAGUCCUAAACAUUACCAACCUUGUUAUAGGAACCAAAAGGCCGCCUUGCCCAAGGCGAUCCUGGAAAAAACUGGGAACGGGAGAGUUCAUCCAGAAGAAUGCACCUGAAUUUUGUGAGGUCACCAUUGUUUUUGAUGGCAAGAAGGUUCUGGACGGUGAGCAGGUAGGAGAGCUGGUUCAUUCAUCUCCAGCAUCCAGUCACCGUAAACCAGAAACUACUCGAAACUCUGAAAGGAAUUUCUUUGAGUGUGCUUGCUUUUCAGGCAAGUUCAACUGAAAAUUGUUACUUGAAAAUGCAUAUCUUGAUGUUGUAAAAAACACAGUUCAAAAGAAUAAUACAGUUUACAGAAGCAACAACA